This is a messenger RNA of Cryptomeria japonica (Japanese cedar), 1537 nucleotides long. RefSeq names its product epimerase family protein SDR39U1 homolog, chloroplastic. Bases 154 to 1155 code for a protein of 333 amino acids. The record is from RefSeq and is a predicted model, not a curated record. NCBI's taxonomy places the organism in Eukaryota, Viridiplantae, Streptophyta, Pinopsida, Cupressales, Cupressaceae. The transcript has 12 exons.
AAGGCCGUUGAGAUUGAAGUUGGGGGUAGCAAGCUAGGCGUAGAUAAUACAAAUAUUUGGACCAAAAAGAGACAAGUGAGUGGCGGAGAGGCGUUUAAACGACAGAAGACACAGAUAAAAUGGUGACAAGGUUACGUUAAGUUCAGAAAGCCAAUGUCAAUGGCAAUAGCAUUGCCAAUGCCAAUGCGCACGCGACCUGGUCUGCUGGUGAGGGUAUCAGCUCAACAUUCUAUGACCAAUGAAACAAUAGUAUCAAUAACGGGAGCAACUGGGUUUAUUGGGAGAAGAUUAGUUCAAAAGCUUCUUUCAGAUAAUCAUAAGAUUCAGAUUUUGACUCGAUCAAAAUCCAAAGCACAACAAAUAUUUCCUGCAAAUGACUACCCUGGAAUUGUAAUUGUUGAGGAACCAGAAUGGAAAGAAUAUAUUCAAGGUUCAAAUGCAGUUGUUAAUUUGGCUGGGACACCGAUCGGUACUAGAUGGUCUCCUGAGAUCAAGGCAGACAUUAAGAAUAGUAGGGUUUCGGUUACUUCAAAGGUUGUUGAUGCUAUCAAUACGACAAAUGUUCAAAACAGGCCCUCGGUUUUCAUUAGUGCAACAGCAGUUGGCUACUAUGGAACAAGUGAGAUAAAAACUUUUGAUGAGACAAGUUCCUCUGGAUAUGAUUACUUAUCUGAGGUCUGCAGAGAGUGGGAAGCAAUGGCACAGAGGGUGAAUGACCCAGCUAGAUUAGUUCUUCUCCGUAUUGGUGUUGUUCUUGACAAAGAUGGUGGUGCUCUAGCUAAGAUGAUCCCACUUUUCUUUUUGUUUGCUGGUGGUCCUAUUGGAUCAGGAAAGCAAUGGUUUUCGUGGAUUCAUCGAGAUGAUUUAGUUAACCUUAUAAUCGAAGCAAUCUCAAAUCCAGCUUAUAAAGGAGUAAUCAAUGGUACGGCACCAAAUCCAGUGCGACUAGCGGAAAUGUGCAAUAGCCUUGGAAACAUUAUGGGGCGACCAUCUUGGCUUCCUGUACCAGAAUUUGCAGUAAAAACAAUUCUUGGGGAAGGUGCUGCUGUUGUAUUGGACGGACAAAGAGUGAUGCCAAAAAAAGCUCUGGAGUUGGGUUUCAAGUUUAAGUACCACCAUAUAAAUGAUGCUCUCAAGGCUAUCAUCUCCUCUUAGCCUACUCUAUAUUCCUCUAUUUUGUGUUGGUCCCACUGUAAAUUUUGUGUAAAUUUUUUGCGUUGGUCAGUACAUAAUCAACAAUGACAAUUUUGCUUCACUCGAUAACCUUGCCCAUCCUAGAUGAUCAGUUUGAAUGCAUAACUCGUAAUUUUAGAAUAAAAUUAUUUAUCCCGUUUUUCCCAAAUUUAUACAAAUACAUUUACAUUUAGUUUGUACACCUUGUUCUAAACGGGCACAUUAUAAAACUGUGAUCUUUUGCUGUUCUCAUACUAGAGGUGCCUUGGCGAAUAAAUUGCAGUAACCUAUUCGAAAAACUUGACCACAAAACUCAGAUUAUUUGUAAUCUAUUCAAAAGUUCAUGUUGGUCAUUUGAAAUUUC